Molecule: messenger RNA, 3928 nt
Organism: Toxoplasma gondii ME49
Lineage: Eukaryota; Apicomplexa; Conoidasida; Eucoccidiorida; Sarcocystidae
Exons: 12
Coding region: 454-2115 (553 amino acids)
Biological process (GO): intra-Golgi vesicle-mediated transport
Cellular component (GO): COG complex
Source: RefSeq, a predicted model, not a curated record
ACAGAGUGUGCAUCUGAAACUGAUGUUGCCUCACCGGGUUUUGGAGAACGACGGCCUUCGUUGCGAGCACCGUGAAAUAUACAUAUGUUCUCAACUCACUGCAUCCUCUCAAGGUAUUCGUAAACAACUCGUCGGUUUGCGAUACACAGCGACGGUUUCUAAGCCGCAGGCAGAAUCGACGAGACGUCGCUUCUUAAUUUGCAAAGAUACAGUCGCCUGUGUGUUUCACACUAUGACACUCAGCGAACUGUAAUACAAAUUGUUACACAUGACCACUCGGAAGAAGAAAUAAGUUGCUGUUGGAAAUGUGAAGAACGGUGGCAUGGUGUCGUCUGUUGCUUCCUGUUGCCACGAUUGGUGACGGUAAGCUUAUCGCGCAGCAUGAACUCCAAGAGAUAAUGACGCUUUUCGCUCUCAAAGCAAGGACAUCGUCUGAUCUCCGCGUUUUUCAUCAUGAUUAAAAGCCUCUCACAAUUACCGCUGGACCGCUUGGCUAAGGAGCCGGCAGUUCUACAGCUUAAACUUGAAGAUCUCAAUGGCGCGCUGGAGGAGGCGGUGGUGGACAACUGCAGUGUUCUGUUAUCUUCAUCGCGGUGUCUGACCUAUGUGGAAGGCGAUGUCGCGAGUGUGGCCAGCCGACUUUCGGGCCUGCAACAGUCGCUGUCUCAGUUAAAAGAACGACUCCAAGUUUUCAUGGAUAUCAGCGGACGAGCGUCCAGUACACAUGCUGCUCUUCAGCUGCUAUGGGCCAUGCAGGAGACUGUCACUGAACUUAUGGCUCUGCCGGCCAUGAUAAGAAAUUGCUGCAAAGCGAGACUCUACAGUGAGGCUCUCGAUUUAGCUGUGUUUGCACGAGAGCAAUUAGUGUCGCUGGGUGCACGAUGCCGUAGGGAAGAGCCACUACUGCGCGUCAUCGGGAGACAGGUAGAGGAAGAACGAAUUGCCUGCCACGCUGCUUUGCUUCAAGAAUUGGGCACUGCCGAAAACUUUGCUCAUAUUGUUAAACUGUUGGGGCACCUGCGGCGAGUAGGCCUUUUUCCCGAAGAUCAUCUGCGACGCCAGUUUAUCGAUCGUCGAGGAGCGUCUGUGUCCGCACUCAAAAGUGCUGUCGAAACACAGUGCGCAAACGAUUGUGUGAGAGGACUUUGUUCUGCCGCAAGCUUAUUGAGUGGUGCCAUCUUGGAGGUUGUUACGCAAUACAGGGCAAUUUUCGGAGACCUUCACAUGUCAAUUGCUUUCUGGUUGCGGAUGCAAGUGACUUGGUUUCUUCUACUUGUGCAUCGCAAUCUCACGUUGAGCCGACGUAAACACAGAAAUGAGCCACUAGCCUGCCACCGCGGAGAUUCGCGAAGCGUGCCUCCGCUAAUGACCAGCUUGAAGGACAAAGCGUGGUUACACGUCGGCGCGCAGCUGCCUGAAGGACGGGUUGGAGAAGAACCGCCGUUGGAUGCUGCUAGCCUCUCUUCGUUGUAUCGGCAUACACAACAUGCGGCGUGCUGUCUCCGCCGCGUGGGUGCGUAUUUCUUUCCGGCGGUGGUACCGGUCUUCGAGCACUACUUGCAUUCUGUCUUGCAACACAAGGGAAAUGUCGCCUUAAGCCGUCUACACCAGGAUCUCAGGUGCUACAGCUGGGAUUCAUCAGCCCUGUUUCGCAGCCUUCUUGAGAAGUGCGAAGAGGUAUCACAUGACGCGGGGCCCCUUGUUAAAUUCUCGUCUGUAUGUGACGAGAGUGGCGCCUCCGAGCGGUUUGCGUUGCUUCGACAUCCUCCUCUAUGUACAUUCAUGAACGAGCUGUUAAAAGUUCUCAACGCUGCACUGGACUUCCCUCUGUUCACUGUCGUCACCGCCUUACCCACGAUGUUCAAGCGAAUCCUGUUGAGAGGAGCUUACAUUCUCGAGAGCAUUCGGCGAGAUGUGAUAGAGCAGACAACCGACAAGCAGACUAAGGAUGAGUUUGCAUCUCUGUGCCAAGCUUACGUGAACAUCCUCCUUCCGUUGUUGGUCGCGGACCUCAGAAGUGUGCUAAACUUUAAGUUUGUUCCUGAGGCGGUCUUCAGUGACGUUAAGGACUGGGUGGAACAGCAGCGAUUAUAUGAGACAAGCUGUUGUGUGUAACCAUUGACGAUUCGAGGAAAAGAAAAAAAGAAGACCUUUUCUUGUGGCUACCAUCUGGUGCUUAUUCUGCCUAUAAGGACAACACGUAAAUCGUCUAUUCGUAGACAUCCUCGUACAUGGCCGCGCUCGAGUUUUCAUAUCCUUAGAGUAGGUAACAUCUCCGUCGAAUCCUCAUUCCAUAAUACGCGUUCCCACACGAACGUGUACCUCGUUUGUGGCUUCACUGGAUACUGCGAAUUCUGUGCAGGCAGCACGGCGAGACAGUCUACUUGUGUGACGGGGUUGUGCUCGCACACACGCUGGUGACAGACAGUUGACCGGUAUUGGAACAGCUCUAUUGAUUUGUUUAAAAGACUGUCCUUUCGUAGAGAGUCUUUGUAAAUGUGACGUGCCACGUGUGAUUACGCUCUCUGUUUCCCCGAGUACUAUGGUGCGGGGUUGUUUCGCCUGUUCCAGUUCAUCCACCCGUUCGCCUGUGGUCCUGCGCGCACAAAUGUGUACGUUGCUUACUCUGUUUGGGAAGCGGGGACGACAGAAACGUUGCGCGAAAGCAUUAUUCACUGUGGUGCCACAUUAUUAGAUCUUCAUUUCUCCAAGUCAUGCGGCAAUGCAAAUGAACAUGAAUGCACCAAAAAGAUUACACUCGGCCAACUGUAAUUGGAGAGGCACCUACACCUGGUACGGCGCCUAACAGUCCCCCGAGAAGGCCUGAUACUGCUGUUCCCAGAACAGUUGGCCGAUGAAUGCCUGCUUGCCUCUCUGUGGGGGAGAUGUUAAUCGCCUCAAAAGGGUAUGUGUUUCGGUUAAUCUUACCAGCUUGCUUGAUAUUUGUGGCAAGCUGCUCCUUCUUGAAGCCGUAUUCUUCGGCCAUGUUCCGAUCUACAUUCGGAUGGAACUGCAGUGGAGUGUUGGACACAUGUAAUGGUGGUGGCGCAUACCAUAGGUAAGGCGUUCCUCUGGAGACAUGCGACUGAGAGCUCUAGAUUCUUCGUCCAGAUUGUUCAUACUCUGGACAAUCCUGUAGCAGGUUGACAAAACGUGCCAUUUUGAUUUUGAUGCCGUGCAACAUAUUUUCGCGUCACUUCUUACUGUAGCUCUUUCUUUUCAGCCUCACGUUCAUUGUGAAACUGUGCGCACGGCGACAUUAUGCCUUGCAGUUCAUCCAGGGAGCCUGCGCAGUACUGAAUUAGAAACGAUACUAGAGCAAUGUAAUGCUAGAUUACCUUGUGCGUCAAUACGAUUGGCGACUGCACGCAUGUCAUCAUCGGGGGACUUUGCAACAAUAAUGAGUGGGCGGUUCACCAUAUCUGCGGUCACAGCAUGACGGUUUCGUUCAUGGCAUGGCGUUUAUCACUGGUGAAAGGCUACCUGGAUAGAGGGCAUCGUAUGCGGCACGUGCCUCUUUCGUUAGGGUGGAUAUGCGGCGCAUAAGUUUAAGUCUUUCAUCCUUCAGGUGGGAUGUCUUUUCUGCAAGAGGCAUCGCUAGGUCUUGCUCCAGCUGUUUGUACGUGCUAAAAACGACUUUGCGCAUGUUCAUCAAGAUCGUAUAUUGCAGUAACCCACUCCAUCACAUCUUUCGCGGCUGCCUGGGCCUCUAAACGAGCAUCAAGAUUCGCCGUUCCAGUUGCUCGUGGUUGAGUAGGUAUUACGCUAACCUGUUGCAGAAAUCUGGUUCAUCUUGGCUUUUUGUAUCGCCUGAUCAUGGAAGGAAGCAGAGGUAGUAGCAAGAUGGGGGACAAUCGGUAGUCGCAUACCUCGAUGCGUGCUUGUUCCGCGACAGAAGGCAUGCUUGGCUGGGACGCCGCUUGAGCAA